UACACACACACACACGCGCAUACACAAACCCAUGUCGUGAAAUCACCAUUAAAAUAACACAAACCAUAACGUAGGAAGCAUGAAGAUGCACCAAUUGUCCCGUGGACUCUCCUCGUGGGAUAACAAUAAUCAUAUCAUUAUCAAUAACAAUCGUAGUAGUAGUAAUCACCAUGGUUGCCAAACAUCACUAACCCUAAGCUGCAAGCGUCUGCACUCUCUAGCCGCCGCUUCUCCUCCUCCUUCUUCCCCUUCCUCCGCCACUUCGGCCUCUGCUCUCGACCUCAAGAGCUUCAUUAACGAGGCCCGAGAAACCGGUACCAACAAUGAUCACAGGAGAGAUUCACCUCAUCAGGUGGAGACGCACCCGGGCGGGACUCGUUGGAACCCGACUCAGGAGCAAAUAGGGAUACUUGAGAUGUUGUAUAAAGAUGGAAUGCGUACACCGACCGCUGAGCAGAUCGAACACAUCACAUCUCAAUUGGGGAAAUACGGAAAAAUAGAGGGCAAGAAUGUGUUCUAUUGGUUCCAAAACCACAAGGCGCGUGAGAGGCAGAAGCAGAAGAGAAACAACAACAACAACAACCUCAGUCCAAAGCCUGUCUCUAACAUGACAACAACUACAGUAUUGUCAUUAGACAACAGGAGAGAGGUAAUGGCGGAGAAGGGCAUAGAAGACAGUCCAUACAAGAGGGCAUGCAGGAGCUGGGGUUUCGAGGACGUGGAACUAGAGUGCAAGACAAAUCCUUGUAAUAGCAGUAAACAUGAUAAUAACGGCAAUAACCACAAUAACAAUAAACUAUUUAACAAUAACGUCAAAACCCUAGAGCUUUUCCCUUUGCACCCCGAAUUAGGUAAAUCAUGAAUGAGGGGGUUAUAUAUAAUUCUUAAAUGGAUCUGCUGAAUUUGCGCAGAAUUUAAUUACUAACUCAUCUAUUUCAUUUCUUA
This is a messenger RNA of Tarenaya hassleriana, 945 nucleotides long. Its product is annotated as WUSCHEL-related homeobox 4. Gene Ontology annotation, molecular function: DNA binding; DNA-binding transcription factor activity. Bases 80 to 862 code for a protein of 260 amino acids. The record is from RefSeq and is a predicted model, not a curated record. Gene Ontology annotation, cellular component: nucleus. The transcript has 3 exons. NCBI's taxonomy places the organism in Eukaryota, Viridiplantae, Streptophyta, Magnoliopsida, Brassicales, Cleomaceae. Gene Ontology annotation, biological process: phloem or xylem histogenesis; procambium histogenesis; cell division.